Messenger RNA from Penicillium macrosclerotiorum, 1578 nucleotides. Its product is annotated as glycoside hydrolase family 88 protein. Gene Ontology annotation, molecular function: chondroitin hydrolase activity. Gene Ontology annotation, biological process: polysaccharide catabolic process. NCBI's taxonomy places the organism in Eukaryota, Fungi, Ascomycota, Eurotiomycetes, Eurotiales, Aspergillaceae. The record is from RefSeq and is a predicted model, not a curated record. The transcript is spliced from 2 exons. The coding region runs from base 1 to 1578 and encodes 525 amino acids.
AUGAAUCCCUCCAGUACUACCUCGGCCUCUGAAGAAUCCAGAGCGGGAUCAGAAGACGACCAGUGCGAUUCUUUCCAAAGUGAUACAACUGUACCCGACGUCCCAUCUACAGGCAUGAUUUCUUCUUCAAUUCCACCAGAUGAGUGGCACAGAAUGCAGCAGACACUACUCGAGCUGUUUUCCGAAAACAUUUCAGCUAAAAUGCUCAGAGUGGCGGUGGAAGCACUAGGAAACAAUGAUCCCCCGACAGUCUAUCCGGAAUUUGUGCCACAAUAUGGCGACGGAGCCGGAAAGUACUUCUUACGAGAUGCUGACUUUUGGACUUGUGGAUUCUUCCCUGGGAUUCUUUAUCUGCUCAGAGAGCGGGCUGUUAAAUAUCCGGGGGCAUUUCCCUACCUUGGUCAUGAAACCUCGACAAUGCCUGUCUUGAGCUCGUCACUCCGACACCAACUAUCCGAACUUUGCGGCAAGUGGACCAGCCCAGUUCAGGCAAUGAUGUCACGCACAGACACCCAUGAUAUGGGCUUCAUCAUUCAGCCUUCACUUCGCAAAGACUGGGAGUUGACCGGGAAUGAGAACAGCCUGAAUGCCGUUCUGACUGCGGCUCGUAGCUUAGCCAGUCGGUAUGUGCCUCAGGCUGGGGUCAUCCGUAGCUGGGAUGCUCUCCAACAAGCAGAUGUUUCCAUUACAAGCCUGGAGGAUGAUUGUUUAGUGAUUAUCGACAGUAUGAUGAAUUUGGACUUGCUUUACUAUGCCUCCAAGCAUCUCGCAGACCCGAGCCUUGCAGAGAUCGCCACCACACACGCGCAUACCCUCUUAAAAUCGCUUCUAAGGCCAGAGCCUACCUCGCCCAGUAGCAGCAAAUACUUCCAGUAUCCGCUGUACUCCACUUUUCAUGUUGUUAACUUUGACCCUCGCACUGGAGCCAUCAAGCAACACCGCACGGCGCAAGGAUAUCGGGUCGACUCCACCUGGGCGCGUGGUCAGGCCUGGGGAAUUAUGGGCUUCGCUCAGACAUACAAUUGGACCAAGAAAAAAGAGUUUCUGGCUGCUGCCUGUGGAUUAGCUGAAUAUUUUCUGUUUAGACUUGAGACUGCACCCCCCUGUGUGGAACAGUCCGCGGUCAACAAUGGGCUUGAUCCCCAGAGAACAAUUGGACGCCACGUGCCCUUGUGGGAUUUUGAUGCUCCAAUUGAUGAUAUAACAAAUCCCUUACGAGACUCGUCAGCUGGUGUCAUUGCUGCCAAUGGUCUACUGCUACUGUCACAAUCCUUGGCUACUCUGGGAGACACGGCUUUAGCAGAGCGUUAUCAGGUUAUUUCGAAAAGAAUAGUUUUCGAUACCAUAGAAUUAUCUUUAUCACGAGAGCGAGCACAUUUUAUUGCAGCUUCGCAUGGAGCAAACAAACCUCUCGUUGAAGACGUUGUACCUGGGCAGCGAUUUGACUCCAUCUUGAAGAACGCAACGGCCAAUCAUAAUUCCCAGGAUCAUGAUCGUUACUGUGAUCAUGGGCUGGUAUAUGCUGACUACUAUCUUCUAGAAUUUGGGAACCAAUUACUCAGAAUGAACUUGGUUUAG